CUUCAGUUUCUCAUCACCUCCGUUCCUCUGUUGCCACAACCUGAGAUUCCUGUGGCUUGACCACUGCCAGGACCUUGUAACAAGAAGCACCACAGAUCAGCAUCACAUAGAUGCACACCAGGAGGAGGAGGAGGAGCUGGACAACAGCACCACGACGGCGUGGGAGUGCUUCCGAAGCCUGUGGGUGCUUGACCUGCGCUACACAGAUUGGGAUCAGAUCUUGUCAGCACAGUUGAUGGAUUUCAUGACCCAGGUCAGGGAGCUAAAUGUGAUGGGAGCCAAGAACUGGGACAUGAGCAACCUACGCGGACGGCUGCAGAACAUUCGCAAGCUCCGGGUAACAAAGUCCACCUGCUGCUUUGACAACAACGUGUUCUCAGAGAUGGAUGGCUUGGAGCUUCUUGAUUUCUCAGGAAAUACCGUCAGCCAAGGCAUGACAAGCUUAUCUGGGGCAGCAAGCAACAGUAACCUUAAGACUGUCAUUAUUGAUGGAUGUGAUGGGUUAGAAGUUAUCUCUUUGCAGGGCUGCAGAGAAUUGCGGAACCUUUUCUUCAAAGGAUUGUUUAGGAGUCUCGAGGAGCUGGACCUAUCAGGCACAAAAGUGAAAACCCUCAACCUUAGAGAAGUGAGAGCCAACUCACUCCCCAAGCGGAUCAUCCUGCUUGGCUGCCAGAAGCUCCAUGCGAUAUUAUGGCCACAAAAUAUUGAUACGGAAGAAGCACCACAUGUGCUAUGUAUCGAGACCACCUCAACUUCAGCGUCAGUUGUAACACCAACAGAGCUCACUGGUGGCGAAACACCACAUGCACAUCCGCAUGGUGAAGGAUCCCUCCAGCAGCAAAAAGAAGACAAGUUCAAGGGUGGAUGGCAGAUUACUCUUACAGAUACAAGGCUCCUUAGGUCAAUUUCUCCUGUACAUAGUUACCUCUCAACUGCAUCCGUACAUCUUGAUAUCAGUUCUGCAGGCGCUGUUGGUGGUAGCAAUAUCCAAGGAACAAGCAACGAUAAACUAGUGCAAGUCCCACCGCAUACAAGUACCAUAAUGGACUCCAAGUACAGAGAUGUCUUGAAGCAUGGCUCAGUUCCAGCAAUGAUGAUGUGGGACUGCCCCGAGAUAUUUCUGUGGUCAGCCGAGAGGACAUGUAUCAUAAAGGUUGUCUUGCAUUUGGGGCAGGGCAACAAACUGUUGGGGAUGCUCCAACUGCUAUUACUAAUGCUUUACUGUGGCCUGAGCUUACAUGUGUGCUGGCUACAUCACUCCACGUAUACAAUAACUCUUCCAUCACCAGUAUCCCUGUAGCGCCCAAUCGAUUACAAUGGCAUAUCGAAAGAUGGUGCCGGGUGGAGAGGUGCCCCAAGUUACACACAAUCUUCACUCUUCCCCAGGGCAGUAGUGUGGAUAACUUUUAUUUUCUGGAGACAUUCUGGGCGUCCCAGCUUCUGACGACCUGCUACAUCUGGGACAGGACAAUUUUUCUAACAUCUCAUACCUUUUCAAACCUGAUGUUUUUGCACCUGGACUACUGCCCCAGGCUCUUGCAUGUGCUCCCCAUCCAUGCUAGCUCUUUGUCUGGACUAGAGACUCUUGAGAUAGUCUACUGCGGUGAUCUCAGGGAGGUAUUCCCAUUGAGCCCUGAGCUUCAAGAUCAGGAUACGAUUAUAGAAUUCCCCGAGCUAAGGCGCAUCCACCUGCACGAGCUCCCGACGCUGCAGCGCAUCUGUGGGCGCAGGAUGUACGCGCCUAAACUUGAGACCAUCAAGAUCAGGGGCUGCUGGAGCCUCAGGCGUCUGCCGGUCAUCGGACACGACACCAAGCCGCCCAAGGUUGACUGCGAGAAGGAGUGGUGGGACAACCUGGAGUGGGACGGGGUGGAGAAGUACCACCACCCUUCCCUCUACGAGCCGAGCCACUCAAAGUACUACAAGGCCAAGCUGCCCAAAGGCAGCCUGCUCAGGUAAUCUGCAUGCGUGUACGUUGAACAUGCAGUGCUGCCCACAUGACUGAAGCUUUCCUGCCGUGUGUGUGUGUGUAUGUGUUGCUUGCCCGGCUUCCUGCUUGAUUGGUUUGGUGUGGCUUGACUUGGUUUGAUUUGAUUUGGUUUGGUUUGGUCAUCCUUGCUCGACCCAUCAAAGUACUAAUCAUCUGGUUGCAUAGGUGAUGGUACACGUUAUCGAGCAAAUGAGAAAUAAAUCAGAGCGGCCAUUAUUCAGCUUAUAUAUGCACCCCCCCCCCCCCCCCCUCAUGUUGCCCUGCUCCUAUGUGUGUGUGUUUUGGUGUGGAUUAACAGCUGUCGACUGAUUGUAAUUUGUAAGCAUAAAUGACGAUGAUUGUGUAUGUGGUACUGUUUGUUGUGGUAUGAAUAAUCAGCCUUGGACCGAUUGUGAUUUGUAAGCAUAAAUGAUGACUUUUGUGUGUGGUCUGAAAGAUUAUUUGAUAAAUUUGGAUGGGAGCAUUGAUGAUAGA
This is a messenger RNA of Brachypodium distachyon (stiff brome), 2464 nucleotides long. RefSeq names its product disease resistance protein RPS2-like. The record is from RefSeq and is a predicted model, not a curated record. Lineage: Eukaryota; Viridiplantae; Streptophyta; Magnoliopsida; Poales; Poaceae. Bases 1141 to 1959 code for a protein of 272 amino acids. The transcript is spliced from 2 exons.